UUGAAUAUUCCUUUUUCUUGUAAAUUCGGGCUUUUUCUUUUUUGUUUCUUAUUAUUCGCUCGAGCUGAAUCUAGGUACGUGGUGCCAUACGACUUGGUGGCGGCGGACCCAGCAGCGUCGCAAUAUAGGGCCACUCAGACAUGGCGCUGCUGAUGCGUAACGUAGUGGAUAGGGUUUGAAGAAGCCCGAUUUGACAGCGGUGUCGCCGAUGCCUAUAGCCGGUGAGGAUGGGGAACAAGAUCGAGGGCGUUUUCUUUUACGGGAUGCGCGUAUUUUUGUUAGAAGUGAUGGGAUACUGUGCUUUAGUAUAGGGUUGGUUUACUUUGUAGGAAUUAAAAGAGAAAAGAGAAUAGCAAUGAUACCCUUGGCCAUGGGGCGAAGUGGUGCUUAUUGCAAAGUCUGGAGAUCUGACGUUGCAUGUGCCGCCCAAAAAUGCGCUGAGGUGGGUUUUGCAUUUUGAAUGACAUCAUCAUUAUCAGGGUUGUCAAAGGGCGACGAGAAAUGCCGGUGCUUCUAGAGGGCUGCCGCUUUUGCAUCAUUUCGAUUUAUUGUUUUUGGCUACGACGACCAAUUCAAUUUAACCAAUCUGGUGCAUUGUGCUUUAAAAAUAUAACGACGAAGCUGAAAAGGCUUGUAUUCAGUCAGGGUCCUUGCAUUGCAGAAUUCCACGACGAACGAAUUGCGGAAGGUAUUACUCAACGAAGUUGGAUAAUACAUUGGAUUCUUUUUUUUUCAGAGAAGGAUAAAACAACAAGCUUCACUCGACUAACGAACACCGACGCGAAACUCAGCACUCGACCGUUGGCCACGCUGAACUCUAGCGCUCAGUGCUGCUUUGCUGCCCCUCGCUCGCCACCACCACCACCAUCUAUAGCGUCCCUCGGGCGUCUUUCGGUGCCCCUCCCCCCGACCGCCGCAUCAGCGCAAACCCCUCACAAGAAGGUGGUCCACCCACUCUCGCUCUCUCUCUCGACUCCUCGAAACCUUGUCCCCCGCGCUGCUACCCGCUUCACCACGUUCCCAGCAACCGUCAUUAACUAA
[Torrubiella] hemipterigena is the source of this 1041-nucleotide messenger RNA. Lineage: Eukaryota; Fungi; Ascomycota; Sordariomycetes; Hypocreales; Clavicipitaceae. The record is from the annotation of a GenBank genome assembly.